Molecule: messenger RNA, 3667 nt
Organism: Blastomyces gilchristii SLH14081
Lineage: Eukaryota; Fungi; Ascomycota; Eurotiomycetes; Onygenales; Ajellomycetaceae
Product: thioredoxin
Exons: 3
Coding region: 1414-2244 (276 amino acids)
Molecular function (GO): 2 iron, 2 sulfur cluster binding
Source: RefSeq, a predicted model, not a curated record
GACAAUGUUAUAUCACAUGACAAGCUCAAGCCCUAAUUGAGCCACAUGAUCAGGAGCGUGGAUGAGUAACUAAUCGUCGAGGUUUCCUUCCCGAGUGCACGAGUCCAUGAAUUACGACAGCACGUAUAUGAAAUGCAAAGCUGAGACUUCUUCGUCCCGUUUGCUGGGAUUGGAGAUAUCAAAUAGACGGAUCAUACUACGUGAAAACCAACUGCCAUAGAUAAAGGCUGAAAACGAAUUGGAUAGAUCACAAUGCUAUUGCCAGCAACCCCUACUGCAAGCUACGACAAGAUUCUCCCCCCUCUCAAACCCUCAUAAGCAAAAAAAAAAAAAAAAAAAAAAAAAAAAAAAAAAAAAAAAUCCGACAGCCCUAAAAGAGUCUCCAAACAUAGUACCAGUGAAAGGUCCAUACAUAUCGCGUCGAGGCUCUAUCUCCUAGCGGUAUACGUGGUCCGUGGUCCACUCGACGAGUCACUCGGAGCUGUUUUGAAGAGAAAUGGAAUAAACUUGUUUUGUCCUCGAAUUUUCAAAACUCACUGAUAACUCUGGUUGGUUUCAUUAGCUGUCAGGGGCGUACGGCCCUCCUCGUUGGCCAAACGGGAGCACAUAUCGAAUCACUUAAUCACUCGAUCCUUCGUGAACGACUCUAUAUCGUAUAUCAGACGGAAUCUUUAUAUUGAAAUGGGCACGGAAAGGGGCCACUAAGGUUGGAUGAAGUAUUCUAACUGAAUAUGACUCGUUAAGAGAAGAAGAAAAUUCCUUAGUUAUUGGGGCAAUCCGACACAGAAUCCGCCUAAGCUGUUGGGAGUGUCAGCAAUAUAUGUUCUGAUAUCGGUCAGGCUGUGAAAGGCAGCUCGGUCUCAGCCUUCUUGUCGGGCCCCGAUGGCUUCUGGUGGUCUAGCAACAAAUAUUCUGAUUCACCAAGGGAAGUAGCCAGGGCUUCCAGGGCUGCGUAUCAAGCUGUUUAAGUAGCUAUAUGUAUGUACUGCACUGCAACUGCGUAAUGCGCUAGAGAUACAACCAUGGCUUGGCAUCCAGCUGCGGUUUGCUCCGUUUGCCUCUGCCACGUGAUGUAACGGCACAAUGAUUAUCCGGCACCAAGAACUCCAAAGCUCUGUGACAAAUCUGAUAACGCGAUCGGACAAUCUGAUAAAAAAAAUUACAUCCGACCGCGGGAGAUUCGCAGCAUACAAAUCCAUCCAUAACUACAUCCCCCGGAGACAUUGCCUUUGCCGUCGUCGCCAAAUUCGCGAACUUCCAUUUCUCUGUCCUCUCCUCCCGUAGUUCUCUGUAUAACAUCUUACUCGUCGCAUAUCCAAGUGCCUCUUUUCUCUCCAGCUUCCAAUAGGACCUUUAUUACUCGAGUCAUACCCCGCCUUACAACGGGAUAUAUCCAGCUUGGAACCCGCAACCAUGUCAACCCUGAACGAAAUUGCUUCGGAAGAAGCCUUCUAUAAUCAUAUCUCCUCCCUCCCAUCAUCCGCUCUUCUAGUCCUCUAUUUCCACACCCCCUGGGCUGCACCAUGCACCCAGAUGCGCACCGUGCUCUCCACCCUCGCUUCUACCUAUCCCGCCACCACUCCGCCCGCCAUCUCCUUCGUCAGCGUCAACGCUGAAGAGCUCCCGGAUAUCUCCGAAGAAUAUGACGUUACUGCAGUCCCUUUUAUCGUCCUUGUCCGCGACGGCAAGACCCUCCAGUCCCUCUCCGGCUCCGACGCAAUCAAAGCCCGCGCCGCCAUUGAACAACACGGCGGUGCGACAGCAACGGGCAGUACCACCGGGGCAGAAAAGCAAUCCAUCCCCCCCCCUCUUCAUGCAGAACCAAGAAAAGACCUCUCCACCUCUAGCACCUCUGAUACCCCUGGCGCCAACACAAAUGGGGCAGCCGCAACCUCCACCUCCCCCACCCCACCGCCCACGAAUGAAGAGCUUUUCGCCCGUCUGGAUGAACUAGUGAAGGCUGCCCCAGUCAUGCUAUUUAUGAAGGGAACACCAAACGAUCCGCAGUGCGGCUUCAGCCGGCAGAUCGUCGCUAUACUUCGUGAGAAUGGCGUGAAAUAUGGCUUUUUCAAUAUUUUGGCGGAUGAGGACGUGAGGCGGGGCUUGAAGGAGUAUGCUGAUUGGCCGACGUUCCCUCAGUUGUGGAUAGGGGGCGAGUUGGUGGGUGGACUUGAUAUAGUCAAGGAGGAAGUCAGCGCAAACCCGGAGUUUUUCAAAGAUUACUCGGUAGCACCGCGAGGAUAAGCAUAGAUAUCUUUCGUUCUUUCCACUCCCCCGAUUAAAUUGCGGAAUGCAAUUUCUUCAGUAAACUCUUCCGUCUUGAAUUUUCGUAUUCAGAUCUAUUUCUUACGACUCUCUACAUCUUCCGUGGUAUACUUGUUCUAAAAGCAGUUCGACCUUCUCCCGCUUUUCCCUAGUGCUAUCUCCACGCAUGGGAUAGUUGAGCAUGAAAGCAACGUGGGCCACUUGGCAUAGUAUCCACCCUUCAAAUCGGACUGGGCACUUUCCGAGAGAGGGUUUCCCGGGAUGGAUACAGCAGACAGCAGGUUAUAAAGCCCAAAAUCAGAUAAUAAUGCAAAAUCAAUGGAAUUGAGGGGAUUGCCAAUUAAAUGUAAAAUAACACGAGAAGAGGAAGUGGAAAUAUCGAAUUCUAAAAUACAGUGCACAAUUGCCAGUAUAUGCAUUUCUAAGAUCACAAUCCCUAGCUCCUCGCUUCACUGCAUACUGAUUCCUUCUCCAAAUACUAUUCCACCCACUGAAAUGAAAAAAAAAAAAAAAAAAAAAAAAAAAAAAAAAAAAAAAACUUAGAAUCGCCCUGACCAGAUGCUGAACAAUAAGAUUAGUCAAUAUAGCUAAACUACAUAUUUCUUGACCUCUAUCAUUCGUUCAGGGGGAUUCACAAACGCAAGGGCCCAAAAGCUCGGAGCCCUUGCCUCUGGGUGUCUUGACUUUGAUCCUCGACUUCUUUAAACAUCCUUCGUAGCAGUCUGCGUCUUCUGCUCAUAUAAACUCGCUACAAGCUUGCGUGCGGGGUGGUUCAUCCAACUGAACUGAUCCCGUUGACUCAGCUGGCGAUAUGUCGACUUCAAAGCAUCCUCGUCCACGUAUGCGCCGCGCAACCAUCGUUCGCCGCUGUUUUCCCCAUCGCUGGCCCCGGAGAGGUCAAAUGCGUUCCUCGCAUGAACCACACGACGGUUUUGGAAUAUCACGCAUUGGCCCGGUUCCAGUUUAAUUUUGAAUAUGUUCUCUGGCUUGGCAAGCUCGGCAGCAAAGGCUUUCAUGGCUUUAAGGUAGAGUUUCACAUCCGAAACGUCUUUCACGCGCUCUGUUAGGUAGGAAGGUGCUUGGAACGGCGGGGAAUAAUUAACGUAGUUGACGUAAGGGGUAGUGCUCGUCUUGGGCGGGUUUCCGAGGAAUUCCUCUCCAGCCUCGAUUUCGAUUGUAGGAUGGGAAUAUUGGUAAUGCUGGUUGUUAUUCUUGUACUCGAAACGAGUGGACGUUCUGGCAAGGGCGUCGAACAGAGAGCGAUCGUUUCGCAGCAAACGUACCGCCGCCAGGAAGGUGUCUGCGAAGAGCGACUCGCCGCCUUCGAAGGAGUUCCUUAAGCAGUGAAGCAACUGAUACCCAGGUGGGUCCUUCAUAUACAACAGGUCCAUGUGAAAGUCAA